AUGACUGACGACUACAAUUAUCCAACUCCAGAAUUCAAUCUCUCGUCUGGAAAGACCAAAGAGUAUGAAGAGAAGUACGCUGCACACAAUUACCACCCAUUGCCUGUUGUGUUUGCCAGGGCCAAGGGUGCACACGUUUGGGAUCCAGAAGGAAAUGAGUACUUGGAUUUCCUAUCAGCAUACUCUGCCGUUAACCAAGGACAUUGCCAUCCUAGAAUCAUCAAGGCCUUAUGUGAUCAAGCCCAGAAGUUGACUCUUUCCUCAAGAGCAUUUUCCUGUGAUGUGUUUGGAUCCUGGGCCAAGUACGUUACCGAAUACUUCAAUUACGAAUGCGUCUUGCCAAUGAACACCGGAGCCGAGGCUGUAGAAACGGCCUUGAAGAUAGCCAGAAGAUGGGGUUACGCAAAGAAGGGAAUUAAAUUUGAUGAGGGAAUCAUUCUUUCCUGCGAAAAUAACUUCCAUGGAAGGACCAUUGCUGUGAUCUCCAUGUCUACUGACCCUGAGGCCAGAACUGAUUUUGGUCCUUUUACUAAGAAUAUUGGCCCCGUUAUUCCUGGCACUGACGGUAAGCAGUUGAUAAGAUACGGCGUUAUUGAAGAUGUUGAAUUGGCAUUCAAGAAUGCUGGAGAUAGGAUUGCAGCCAUUUUGAUUGAACCAAUACAAGGGGAGGCCGGUAUCGUUGUUCCUCAAAUGGAUUACUUCAAAAAGGUGAGAGAUUUGUGCAAUAAGUACAAUGUUUUAUUGAUCGCAGAUGAAAUUCAGACCGGUAUCGCCAGAACAGGCAAGAUGCUCUGCUACCAACAUUUCCUUUCUCCAGAGCAAAAGCCAGAUAUGGUUCUUUUAGGUAAGGCCAUUUCUGGUGGUGUGAUGCCCGUUUCUUGUGUGCUCUCGUCGACUGAAAUUAUGUCCGUUUUAGAGCCAGGCUCUCACGGUUCUACUUAUGGUGGUAAUGCCUUGGCUUGCAGAGCUUCCAUCGAGGCCUUAGAAGUUGUCAAGGACGAGCAUUUAGUCGAAAGAGCCAAGACAUUGGGUGAUUUCUUCCAAAAGGAAUUGAGAAAAUUGGCCAGAGAAUCUGACGGUAUCAUCAAAGAAGUCAGAGGCUUGGGUUUAUUGACAGCCAUUGUAAUUGAUCACACUAGACUACAAGGAAAGACCGCUUGGGAUUUGUGCUUAUUGAUGAAGAAUCAUGGGGUUUUGGCCAAGCCAACUCACGUUCACAUUAUCAGAUUGGCGCCACCUCUCGUUAUUUCUAAGGAAGACUUGUUGAAGGGUGUUGACUCUAUCAGACAGGCUCUCAAGGAACUUUCUAACGCUUAA
Brettanomyces nanus is the source of this 1317-nucleotide messenger RNA. It is a transcript of the gene CAR2, whose product is annotated as ornithine aminotransferase. The record is from RefSeq and is a predicted model, not a curated record. The coding region runs from base 1 to 1317 and encodes 438 amino acids. Gene Ontology annotation, cellular component: cytoplasm. Gene Ontology annotation, molecular function: L-ornithine transaminase activity; pyridoxal phosphate binding; identical protein binding. NCBI's taxonomy places the organism in Eukaryota, Fungi, Ascomycota, Pichiomycetes, Pichiales, Pichiaceae. The transcript has a single exon.